CGGCGCGCGCGGGCCAUGUCCGCCUUCUGCCUGGGCUUGGCCGGCCGCGCUUCAGCACCCGCCGAGCCGGACAGCGCCUGCUGCAUGGAGCUGCCGGCCGCGGCCGGGGACGCACUCGCCAGUCCAAACGCCGCCGCCGCCCUCGUCUCCUUCCCCGGGGCCUCUGGGGAACUGGAACUGGCUUUAGAGGAGGAGCUGGCGCUGCUGGCGGCCGGGGAGCGGCCGUGCGACCCCGGGGAGCAUCCCCACGCCGAGACCGACCCGCUGGCCGAGGGGGCCGGGCCGCAGUCGCCGCCCGCUCAGGAUCCCGAACUGCUGUCGGUGAUCCGGCAGAAGGAGAAGGACCUGGUGCUGGCGGCCCGGCUGGGCAAGGCGCUGCUCGAGAGGAACCAGGACAUGAGCCGGCAGUACGAGCAGAUGCAUAAGGAGCUCACGGACAAGUUGGAGCACUUAGAACAAGAGAAACACGAACUAAGACGACGAUUUGAAAACCGGGAAGGGGAGUGGGAAGGGCGAGUGUCCGAGCUGGAAAGUGACGUGAGGCAGCUUCAGGAUGAGCUGGAGAGGCAGCAAGUCCACCUUCGAGAAGCAGAUCGAGAAAAAACACGGGCCGUGCAAGAACUGUCCGAACAGAACCAAAGGCUGCUGGAUCAGCUCAGCAGGGCUUCCGAAGUCGAGAGACAACUGUCCAUGCAAGUUCACGCCCUCAGAGAAGACUUCCGGGAGAAGAACUCCUCAACCAACCAGCACAUCAUCCGGCUCGAGAGUCUGCAGGCCGAGAUCAAGAUGCUGUCAGAUCGCAAACGGGAGCUGGAGCAUCGUCUCAGUGCCACCUUGGAGGAAAACGACUUGCUCCAAGGGACCGUGGAGGAGCUGCAAGACCGGGUGCUGAUCCUGGAGAGGCAGAGCCAUGACAAAGACCUUCAGCUGCAUCAGAGCCAGCUGGAGCUGCAGGAGGUGCGGCUCUCCUACCGGCAGCUGCAGGUGAAGGUGGAGGAGCUCAGCGAGGAGAGGAGUCUGCAGAGCUCUGCCGCCACCAGCACGUCGCUCUUGUCGGAGAUAGAGCAGAGCAUGGAGGCCGAGGAGCUGGAGCAGGAGCGGGAGCAGCUAAGGCUGCAGCUCUGGGAAGCCUACUGCCAGGUGCGCUACCUCUGCUCACACCUCCGCGGCAACGACAGCGCCGACUCGGCCGUGUCCACCGACUCCUCCAUGGACGAGUCCUCCGAAACCUCGUCCGCCAAGGACGUGCCGGCCGGCAGCUUGCGCACCGCCCUCAGCGAGCUCAAGAGGCUGAUCCAGAACAUCGUGGACGGCAUGGAGCCCACGGUGACGCUGCUGAGUGUGGAGAUGACUGCGCUGAAGGAGGAGAGAGACCGGCUCCGGGUGACCUCUGAGGACAAGGAGCCCAAGGAGCAGCUUCAGAAGGCCAUCCGGGACCGCGACGAGGCCAUCGCAAAGAAGAAUGCAGUGGAGAUGGAACUGGCCAAGUGCAGGAUGGACAUGAUGGCUCUCAACAGCCAGCUGCUGGAUGCCAUUCAGCAGAAACUGAACCUCUCGCAGCAGCUCGAGGCCUGGCAGGACGACAUGCACAGGGUCAUCGACCGGCAGCUGAUGGACAAGCACCUGAAGGAGCGGGGGCUGCCGGCAUCUUCCUUCUCCAGGACCCCCGGCGCAGGGCGGGGCCCCGAGCCCGGCGAAGGCAGACGGCUCUUCUCGUUCUUCAGGAAGAUUUGAGUUGGGAGGACCAGGCCCCAAGAGUGGGGGA
This is a messenger RNA of Elephantulus edwardii (Cape elephant shrew), 1765 nucleotides long. It is a transcript of the gene BICDL1, whose product is annotated as coiled-coil domain containing 64. Gene Ontology annotation, biological process: Golgi to secretory granule transport; vesicle transport along microtubule. The coding region runs from base 16 to 1734 and encodes 572 amino acids. The record is from RefSeq and is a predicted model, not a curated record. NCBI's taxonomy places the organism in Eukaryota, Metazoa, Chordata, Mammalia, Macroscelidea, Macroscelididae. The transcript is spliced from 9 exons.